GUCACUAGUUUAUAAUCUACACGACCAAUUACAUAUACAUGUACAACUAUGUGAGGUAGUUUUGUAAAAUUAUGUUUUGACAUUUCAACACUAACAGUGACGCAGUAUGACCGUGUGUUUACAAUUGGAGAUUUAUCUUAUAGAGUUAGUGAAACAGAUCGUCAUGGAGAUCUAGGACAACAUGGGAGCACAUCAGUCCAGGCUGGACAAAACAUUAAGUAACGAAGAAGUAAACUUUGACCACUUUCAAAUACUUCGUGCUAUUGGAAAAGGCAGUUUUGGCAAGGUUUGCAUAGUUCAAAAGAAGGACACCAAACAGAUGUACGCGAUGAAGUACAUGCACAAGAACCAGUGCUUGGAGAGGGACGCCCUUAAAAAUGUCUUGAGGGAAGUUGAUAUUCUUACCCAGCUAGAACAUCCCUUUCUCGUCAACCUGUGGUUCUCUUUUCAGGAUGAGGAGGACCUGUUCAUGGUGUCCGACCUCCUGCUGGGAGGCGACCUUAGGUAUCACAUAGCUCAGGAUGUGUCUUUCACUGAGGAAGGAGUCAGACUGUACAUUUGUGAGUUGGGGUCUGCCUUGGAUUAUCUACAAAGCAAGAGUAUAGUGCACAGGGACAUCAAACCAGACAACAUUCUUUUGGACGAGGAGGGUCAUGCACAUAUAACGGACUUCAACAUUGCGACAAUAUUGACAGAUGGCCAACUAGCAACCUCCAUGUCAGGCACAAAACCAUACAUAGCACCAGAGAUAUUCGCCUGCGUGGUAGACGCCUGUGUAGGCUACAGUUUCCCCGUGGAUUGGUGGUCACUGGGAGUCACCGCGUACGAGGUCCUGGCUAGAGAGAGACCUUACGACAUACAUUCUGCAACCUCCAUCAGUGACGUAAGAGCACUCUUCGGUAACCCCAUCACCUACCCCAAGACAUGGAGCGCGGGGUUCGUAGAUCUGAUCAGUAAGUUGUUGUGUGUGGAGCCUGGAGCUAGGGUAAGCAGCUUAGAGGAACUUCGACAGAUUGCCUGCAUCAGAAGAGCAGACUUUGAACAGGUUCUCGAGAAACAAACAAAACCAGCCUUCCAACCACCGAGGGACCAUCUCAAUUGUGACCCAACGUUUGAGCUAGAAGAAAUGAUAGUCGAAGCCCGACCUCUACAUAAGAAGAAGAAAAGACUUGCGAAACAGAGAUCUCUGAGGGGCUCAGUUAGCGUUGACAUCACGGAUGCUGAUCUUGAUGAUCAUCUGGCAGAGUUCAGAACCUACAACAGAGAAAAGGAAUUGAUAAGAAGAGAGAUGGAGAGAAAAGAACAAGACUGGGAACAGGAGUUGACGCAAGCAAUGAACGCCUCCUCAAAUGAUACAAACUGUCCUCAGCCUGGCCGAAGUUUGACGGUACCCAGUCCCAACCGUAGAAGAUCAUCUUGCAAGCUGAACGUAACUCCCUCCAGUGUACAAACCAGACUGGCUGCAACUCCUUCUAGAGCUCCGACCACCACUCACAGCCCUAGCAGUCCUCCAAACACCAUCAAGAGCUUCAGCAACUCCCCUACGAUUGUCGUCUCGGAUGGCACGGCCAUGCCAUUCUACUAACACGGGUGAAGUGAAACGUGGUUUCAAUUGUUCAUGACGUUCACAAAUGGAAAGGCAUUACCACUCUAAAUACUGAUGUAGAAGUAAAAAUAUAUGUCUCAUGAAAAGUGAUUAUGGCUAAGCAUUACGUUUACUGAUAUUUUUGUCGAAACAAAGGGAUUAAAGGGCAA
This is a messenger RNA of Macrosteles quadrilineatus (aster leafhopper), 1755 nucleotides long. RefSeq names its product serine/threonine-protein kinase 32B. Gene Ontology annotation, biological process: protein phosphorylation; G protein-coupled receptor signaling pathway; regulation of signal transduction. The record is from RefSeq and is a predicted model, not a curated record. Gene Ontology annotation, molecular function: ATP binding; G protein-coupled receptor kinase activity; G protein-coupled receptor binding. The transcript is spliced from 12 exons. The coding region runs from base 182 to 1585 and encodes 467 amino acids. Lineage: Eukaryota; Metazoa; Arthropoda; Insecta; Hemiptera; Cicadellidae.